Molecule: messenger RNA, 1627 nt
Organism: Antrostomus carolinensis (chuck-will's-widow)
Lineage: Eukaryota; Metazoa; Chordata; Aves; Caprimulgiformes; Caprimulgidae
Gene: PTDSS2
Product: phosphatidylserine synthase 2
Exons: 12
Coding region: 1-1275 (424 amino acids)
Biological process (GO): phosphatidylserine biosynthetic process
Molecular function (GO): L-serine-phosphatidylethanolamine phosphatidyltransferase activity
Source: RefSeq, a predicted model, not a curated record
AUGGAAAAUGGGAGAGCUCAUACCUUAACAGUCCUGUUCAUCCUCACGUGUGCGCUGGGCUACGUAACCUUGCUUGAAGAAACGCCCCAAGACACAGCCUACAACACAAAGAGAGGUAUUGUUGCCAGUAUCUUGGUUUUCUUAUGUUUUGGAGUUACACAAGCUAAAGAUGGACCAUUUUCGAGACCUCAUCCAGCUUACUGGAGGUUCUGGCUGUGUGUCAGCGUUGUAUAUGAGCUCUUCCUCAUCUUUAUACUCUUUCAGACUGUGCACGAUGGCAGGCAGUUUAUGAAGUACAUUGAUCCACAUUUAGGUGUUCCUUUGCCAGAAAGAGACUACGGUGGCAACUGCCUUAUUUAUGAUCCUGGCAAUGAAACUGAUCCGUUUCACAACAUCUGGGACAAACUGGAUGGAUUUGUUCCUGCUCACUUUUUUGGCUGGUACCUGAAAACAUUGAUGAUUCGAGACUGGUGGAUGUGUAUGAUCAUCAGUGUCAUGUUUGAGUUUCUGGAGUACAGUCUGGAACACCAGCUUCCAAACUUCAGUGAAUGUUGGUGGGAUCACUGGAUAAUGGAUGUGAUCUUAUGUAAUGGAUUGGGAAUUUACUGUGGGAUGAAGACUCUGUCUUGGCUUUCUUUGAAAACAUACAAAUGGCAAGGACUCUGGAACAUUCCUACAUAUAAAGGCAAGAUGAAGAGAAUUGUCUUCCAGUUCACCCCAUAUAGCUGGGUCAAAUUUGAGUGGAAGCCAGCAUCCAGCUUACGCAGAUGGCUAGCAGUUUGUGGCAUCAUCUUUGUAUUUUUAUUGGCAGAGCUGAACACAUUUUACUUGAAGUUUGUCCUUUGGAUGCCACCAGAACACUACUUGGUCCUGUUACGACUUGUCUUUUUUGUCAAUGUGGGAGGUGUGGCUAUGAGGGAGAUCUACGACUUCAUGGAUGACCCGAAGUUCCAUAAGAAGCUGGGUCAGCAGGCGUGGCUGGUCGCUGCCAUUACUGCCACGGAGUUUCUGAUUGUCGUGAAGUACGAUCCCUACCCGCUCACGCUUUCUCUUCCUUUCUCCAUUACCCAGUGCUGGAUCUUGGGGAUUAUUCUUGUGCUCACCUGGACAGCCUGGCGUUUCUUCAUCCGUGACAUCACUUUGCGGUAUAAGGAGAUAAGGCGACAGAAGCAAGAGCACAAAUAUGAAAAGGACAAAUGCUUGAGCAACGGUGAUGGACACUCAUCGAUCCUGGACGAACAAAAUGGGAACAAACUAAGAGAGAGGAAACUUUGAGCAACAGCUAAAGGGCUGAAAGGAACUCGUAGCGCUCAAGUUGGCCUGGUGGACAGUUUUGACCUUAUCCUACCUAACUUGUCAUUUUUGUUGUUAGCUUUCCAACUGUGAAAAUCCUCUCGGGGGGAAAAGAUGUCACUGACAUACACACCCUUUCUCCUCGUGUGCGCCUAGUCAGAGUCGGAGAAAGUCUGUGUAGAGGGAAGUCAGAACCAACACUGUUGCAACGAGAUGGGAUCUUCCUUCAGGCGUGUUGUGUGUCUUCCUUGAAACCAAGGUUUGGAGACAAGGGGCUUUAAGACGAAGCGCAAAGGGAAUCUAGCUGAUCUAUUUCCAGUAAACUGUGAGAUUU